AUGACAGACCCGCAGACAUCUCCAUCCUCCGCCACCGCCCCGACCCAUCCCCUCCUCGCCGUGAACCCCUCCGAAUCCGCCUCUCUCAAAGGACACAAGGCAAAGACCCCGAUCAUCGCCGGCGUCACCACAGCCGGAUGCCUCCUCCUCGCCUGGCUCGUCCUCCUCUUCCUCUGGCUCCGCAAGCGCUGCAGACGUAGGCGCCGCAUCCGCGCGGGGCUCGCUCCCGUCCCCACGCGCGACGACGACGACGAAGACGACGAGCGCGCUCCUGUCCGCCCAAAGUCGACCUACAUCAUCCCCCCGGACCCCGCCGUCCUCGCGGGGCUCCGCCGCCCCGGCGAGGUCGUGGUGGGCGAGCCGACGGUGAACGGACAUAGACAUGGCCAUGGCCACGGCCACGGCCACGAUGCGAGGCCACAGGCGGAGGGCGAUGGUGUUGCGAUCGACGAGGGGGCCAUCGCUGGAGAGGAGAAGCACACAGGGAGCAGGCAUUCUGCGCGAGGUGCGUUUCGCGCUUUCGCUUCCUCGACCUGA
Molecule: messenger RNA, 537 nt
Organism: Heterobasidion irregulare TC 32-1
Lineage: Eukaryota; Fungi; Basidiomycota; Agaricomycetes; Russulales; Bondarzewiaceae
Exons: 2
Coding region: 1-537 (178 amino acids)
Source: RefSeq, a predicted model, not a curated record